UCGACGUUUUGCGCAUGCUCUUAACUACAGCCACGAGGUAUCGCAAUGAGAGCACAAGGGCAGCUAAAGGAAUUCAAAAUCGUAGGCCGAAGGCGGCCGACACAGAACGACAAGUCUCCCGCACUAGUUCAAAUGAGGAUAUUUGCUCCAGACGAUGUAGUGGCUAAAAGCAGGUUUUGGUAUUUCAUCAGCAAAUUGAAAAAAAUCAAGAAAUCGGCAGGAGAAGUCGUUUCAUGCCAACAGGUCUUCGAGAAGAGGCCGACGAGGAUCAAGAACAUUGCCGUUUGGCUGCGCUACGACUCUCGGAGUGGAACCCACAACAUGUAUCGCGAAUACAGAGAUGUAACCGUGUGUGGUGCGAUCACCCAAUGCUAUCGGGAUAUGGCAGCUCGUCAUCGUGCUAGAGCUCAUAGCAUCCAAAUAAUCAAGGUGCAUGAAAUCUCUGCUAGCCAGUGUCGACGGCCUCACACGCAGCAGUUUCAUAAUUCAAAGAUCAAGUUUCCCUUGCCACAUCGUGUGACAAAGUCGCACUUCAAGUCUAAGUUUGUUGCUAAGAGACCUAAUACAUUCUUUUAGAUGGACAGUCAGUCACAUGCCUGCUGAUUCAAUAAAAGAGCUUAACUUACUA
Molecule: messenger RNA, 628 nt
Organism: Corticium candelabrum
Lineage: Eukaryota; Metazoa; Porifera; Homoscleromorpha; Homosclerophorida; Plakinidae
Product: large ribosomal subunit protein eL20-like
Exons: 5
Coding region: 46-576 (176 amino acids)
Biological process (GO): translation
Cellular component (GO): cytosolic large ribosomal subunit; ribosome
Molecular function (GO): structural constituent of ribosome
Source: RefSeq, a predicted model, not a curated record